This is a messenger RNA of Penicillium odoratum, 2283 nucleotides long. It is a transcript of the gene dbp7, whose product is annotated as putative ATP-dependent RNA helicase. The record is from RefSeq and is a predicted model, not a curated record. Gene Ontology annotation, molecular function: nucleic acid binding; ATP binding. Gene Ontology annotation, cellular component: nucleus. The transcript has a single exon. Lineage: Eukaryota; Fungi; Ascomycota; Eurotiomycetes; Eurotiales; Aspergillaceae. Bases 1 to 2283 code for a protein of 760 amino acids. Gene Ontology annotation, biological process: ribosome biogenesis.
AUGGCUGACGAUGGAAUGCUCUUGAACUUUGCAUUCAGCGACAAUGUCAUUAAACCCGAGGCCAAAUUCAAGGGAGGGACAUGGCGGGCUCGCCUUUCAGCAAAGAAGCGCUCCCAGCACCAGCCCACCGGCGCUGGAGACGCAAGCCAGCGAAAUGCCGACUCAAAGAACCCCAACAAGAUUCAAAUUCCCGCGAACAGACCUGUGAAGCGACAAAGGACCGGCGACUUCAACGCUCCAGAGGGCAGGUCUGGCAAUCGAUCACACUCUCAACAGCAGCCACGUCGGCAUCCCGGCCAGUUCGCCUCGUCCCUAUUCACCAGCAACCCGGAAUCUAAAACUGCCGAUGAGCCCAAACCCGAGGAAGCGGCGGAGGAUGCUAAACCAACCAACGCCGCCCUGAUUGACGGUAUCGAUACUUUCACGAGUCUGGGCCUGUCACCUAAUUUGGCAGCCCACUUGCUCACCAAACUGGAGUUGAAGGCACCGACUGCGAUUCAAAAGGCUUCAAUUGAGCAAUUGCUGAAGGAAGAGACCGACGCAUUUAUUCAGGCCGAGACUGGUUCAGGAAAGACUCUUGCUUAUUUGCUCCCCCUUGUGCAACGAAUCAUGGCCCUCUCAAAGGCCGCUCAGCAACAGGACAUUCAUCCGGAUAGACAGGGCGUUCAUCGAGACAGUGGCUUAUUCGCGAUUAUUCUUGCGCCAACUCGUGAACUGUGCAAGCAGAUCUCUGUCGUUCUAGAGAACCUCCUCCGCUGCGCUAACUGGCUCGUUUGUGGUACGGUCAUUGGUGGAGAGAAAAAGAAGUCCGAGAAGGCCCGUCUAAGGAAAGGUCUCAACAUUUUGGUCGCCACCCCCGGACGUUUGGCAGAUCAUUUGGACAACACACAAGUUUUGGAUGUCAGCAAUGUCCGAUGGCUGGUCUUGGACGAGGGUGAUCGGUUGAUGGACUUGGGUUUCGAGGAGGAAUUGCAGGGUAUCGUUAAAAAGCUUGACGCUAGACAGCGGCCAAGCCACCUUCCCGGCGUUCCUACCCGCAGGACCACGGUUCUCUGUUCGGCUACAUUGAAGAUGAAUGUGCAACGGCUGGGAGAGAUCAGUUUGAAAGAUGCGAUCCAUAUUAAAGCGGACCCUGCUGAUGAGGAUGGGGAGUCUCGCCCUAGUAACGAAGAGGAAGGCUUCCGUGUGCCAGCUCAGCUGAAACAGUCUUAUGCCAUCGUGCCCGCGAAGCUGCGUCUGGUUUCAUUGACUGCCUACCUCAAGCGAACUUUCAUUCGGAAAGGCUCUGUCAUGAAGGCAAUUGUUUUCGUUUCAUGUGCCGAUUCAGUUGAUUUCCUCUUUGAAGUUUUCUCCAGGAAGUACGGCCAACGAGGUCAAAAGUCGAAGGAUAAUGACGAAGACGACAACAAAGAUAAAGAAGCAGGAAAGGAAGAGCGCGAAAAGCUUUCUCCCCACGGCACUAUUGCUCCUGCCGAGGCCUUUUCAACCUCCGCAAAUCCUGUCAUCAUUCACAGACUGCACGGUUCUCUGCCUCAGCACGUUCGAACCGCCACUCUCGGUUCUUUUUCGAAGAGCAGUGAAGCCUGCGUGAUGGUUUGUACCGAUGUUGCUUCUCGUGGUUUGGACCUUCCCAACGUCGACUUGGUCAUCGAGUACGACCCCGCAUUUAGCUCCGAUGACCACACUCACCGUAUCGGUCGUACCGCUCGUCUGGGCCGUGACGGCCGUGCCUGUAUCUUCCUCCAGCCCGGUUGCGAAGAGAACUAUGUCGAGAUUCUUAAGCGUGGCUACCGCGACGGAGGCAAAGCACUUACCCGCACCGACGCAAACGAGAUUUUAAAACGUGGAUUCGGUGCAACCGCAGAAUCGUCAAGUAAGAACUGGGAAGAGAAGACCACCGACUGGCAGAUGGACGUUGAGCGCUGGGCUCUGGAUAACCCAGAGUAUCUCGAGAUGGCGCGGCGCGGAUUCCAGUCCCACGUCCGUGCCUAUGCGACCCAUAUUGCUGCUGAGCGGAGCAUGUUCGACAUUAAGGAACUUCAUCUGGGACAUCUUGCUAAGAGUUUCGCUCUGCGGGAUCGACCUGGUAAGAUCAACGUUCCAGGUUUGCGUCAAGGAAAGGAGGAUACGAAGAAGGACUUCAAGGCUGCACGGAAUGGCGUCGCUGGUAGCAAGAGGAAGGCUGACGACAUGCCUUCUACGAAUACGGACGAAGCUGCCCGGAAGAUGAGAGCCAAGAUGAGAGAACAGCAUGCCGGUGCCAGUGAAUUCAACCUGGCCUGA